GUGGAUAUCGGAAAGAAAUGAACUGCUGGUGUGUUUUAAAGGGAUAUAGAUCUGCACGCAGCUCAUCAUCCGGUUUGAUCCGGACUGUCACAAUGGCGUGUGAACGUGAUUAUGCCAAAGUGACCACGCGGCCGGCCUGUCGUCAAGCCAGCCAGCAGCCUUUCAAGUUUCAAACCACACCGCCAUGAUCGUCUUCCCUCGCUGCUCCACUGUUGCUUCGCAGCCAAGCCCCCGUCGUCUCGGGCGCCGCGUGCUUCAUUCUCCUCCCCGCGACAAAGCAAGGAAUCCGGAGCAAAGGCAAGGGUCAUCAGGUUAGUAGCGAAAGCACGGGGACCCAUCCCUAAACCACAACCCAAGAACCGCGGACGCGUGCACGCGCAGUCCUCCGCCUCUCUCCCUCUCCCCCCGCGCACUACCAUGGCCGGCGGCGUAACCCCGAGCCCCACGCAAACAAGCCGUGUCUCGCCGAGGGCAAUGGCGAUCCCUUCCGGCCUGGUGCCCGCGGCCCUGCUGCUCGCGGCCGCCGUCGGGCUCCUCGCGCUGCUGCCUUCGCUGGCCCAAGCGGUGUGGGAGGUGCCCCACCUCGUCCUCCUCGGCCUCGUCAUCUCCUACGGCGUCCUCACCCAGAGGAACGCCGACGCCGGCGGCAAUGGCAACAACGCCGCCAAGGAGGGCUCGGUGGCGUGGAACGCGCGGUACCACCCCGACGGCCCCCUCGUCGUGGUCGCGGAUCACGCGUCGCCGAGCCCGAGGGUCGUGGGCGGCGGCGCCCGGGAGAGGCCGCUUUCCUUGCCGGUGAGGAGGCUGAAGACCGCGCCGUCUUCGGCUAAGGAGUCCGAAACCGACGGCGACGGCGGUGACGCCUUGGGUGAAGAGACGGAUAGCUGCGCGUCGUCGUCGGGGUUCUGGGCCGGCGCGCGCGCCGUCCCUUCGCCGCCCUCUGUUCUCGACGCCGACAUGGGCCUGUCGUCUCCGUGCUCGCAGCCACAGUCGUCACGGCCCUUCUUUACCCACAGCGCCGACACGUCCCACGGCCUCAACGCCGCGACGCCGUCUGCCGUCUCGAGAGGUUUCGUCCCGGGUCACCGUCCUCCGGUGCCCCGCGACCAGCCGUGGAGCGACGACGACGGCGAGGCCACCGACUGGGACGACGAGGACGACGCCGACGUGUCGGACGGGAUGGCCGUGUCUUCAGAGAGAUCGGUCCGCGGCUACUUCGCAGCUGCCUGCACCAAUGAUUAUCACAGCGAAGCAGGCGACGGCGACACGUCUGUGGACGAAGAGCUUGUCGAGCUGGCGGCGAAGGCGGCGCCGGACGGGGAGGAGGAGGUGGACAGGAAGGCCGAUGAGUUCAUCGCCAAGUUCAGGGAGCAGAUCAGGCUGCAGAGACACUAGCAGCCGCCCAUGGCGCAUGCAUUGCCAAUUUGCCAUCCUUGGAUCCAUGCAUGCUCUGCCAAAUGCCGAAUGGCGACUGUUGUAGUCGUACGUAUUUGUUCAUCCGUUCAUAUCCAUCUGUAACAUCGUGUUUCUGGCCUGUAUCAUUUCUCUUGUUUUUUUGGGUGCUUCGACACAAAUGUAACUUGGAGCCGGAGACACGUACGGGUGUACAUGAUGAAUUGGAAAUUACACGGCGUUUAUUCA
Molecule: messenger RNA, 1641 nt
Organism: Panicum virgatum (switchgrass)
Lineage: Eukaryota; Viridiplantae; Streptophyta; Magnoliopsida; Poales; Poaceae
Exons: 1
Coding region: 418-1395 (325 amino acids)
Source: RefSeq, a predicted model, not a curated record